AUGCCCCUUAGACCCAAUCCUGCUCUGCCCCCCUCGCAGCCAGCAAGAGACUUACCGCCUCCCCAACGCCCCAUUGAACGUCCAACACCUCCUCCCAAAGCCCUAGCCCUGCGAGGAUCGCUGGAUAAGAUCAGAUCCGUCAGUUCAGAGCACAACGCCGUCCCCCCCAGAGUCCCAGAAAAGCCGCGCAUAGUGCCCGCUCCACCGCCUCGCCCAUCCUCGACCAUCAUCCUCCCAGCCCCCUCCACCUUGGCCCCCUUGCAAGAGUACCACAGCGGGUUUUCUGAGCAAGACGCUGAGUCGGGCUCGGGUCUAAACAAACAUCGCCGCGGGACAUCGUUCCCGAACCUGAUCGCCCUCACCUUUGGCACCGAAAACCAGCCCGCCUCCUCGUCGGAGCAAACCGACAAUUCCCAAGGAGCGUUUGCCGACUGGCUCAACAGCUCGGGCGCGGCAGCAGCAGAAGCAUUGGGAAUGGCUCCCACCUUAACAGCCCGCAGUAGCAAAGCGAGCAAGGCGGCGGACAAUCAGUCCCUGACCGGCUCCGUUCGCGACGGCGACACCUCCUUGGACAAGACGCCCACAAGGUCGCGUAGACGCGGGACCAACGCCAGCCAGUUCAGCAACCGCAGCAGCAUGCAUGAGCCAUCUACGCCCAAGGGUAACGUCACCUCCCGGCUCAUAUCGGCCAUCUCGUCCAAGUUUACACCGGGCCCGGCAGCGUCCUCUGGCCCUGCCGUUGACGACGACGAGAUCCUGAACCUCGACAUCGAGGCCGCCCUGUUCCCUCCCAAUGGGGCUGCGCCCAACAGCGACACCUUCUCCCCGGCCGCGUACAAGGACCUGCAGGCCAACGCCAUCGGCCUCCUCACCAAGAUGCAAGCCGCCUUCCGCGAGCGCGUAAUCACCAUCCGCGACCUGGAAGCCGAGAAGUCUGCCCAGCGCGACGAGAUCGAGGCGGCCGAGACGCGCGCCCAGCACCUGAAGAUGCAGCUCGAGGGCAUGGCGCGUAAGGCUUCUGAGCACGAGCAGGCCAUCCAGAAGCUGAUGGACGAGCUCGCCUUUGAGCGCAGCAAGUUCCGUCCCGUCCCACAGCGCACGUCGACCAUCAUGUCCGAGUGCAGCGUUGUGUCGGAGGACCUCGGCGUCGACGCCGACUACAACGCCCGGCGCAAGUGGCGCGAGAGCGCCAGCACCAUCAAGACGGACUACUCGUACUCGACUGACACCGACAGCGUCGCCGAGAGCGAGAGCGUGUUCUCCGCGCGGUGCCGCAGCCCCAUCGUUCCUGGUGGCGGCUUUGAUGGUACCAUGAGCAUCGUCAACAGCCCCGCUCCCUCAGUAACGACGUUGCAACGGAACGUAAGCGUCACCAACAAGAGGAGGUCCAUGGGCCCCCCUCCCCCCGUCCCGACCACCCCCAAGCCCAAGAUCAUGGGAACCCAGAUGAGCGCCUUCCAGAAGAUUAUCAGGGGCAUCGCGCCCGGCUCGGACGAGAACGGGUGCGUGAACUGCAGGGGCCAGGACGCUAGCAUGGCUUGGGACACGGUCGGCUUGCUGCGUGACGAGAACAGGCACUUGAAGGAGCGCGUGGGCGAGUUGGAGAUGGCGGUCGAGGGAUGUUUGGACUUGGUUAACGGCAUUGGCCUGUAAAAGCUGUUGUCGUUCCAAUCCAGCUGAUGUGGCGUUUAAGGGUUUUUAUGACU
Molecule: messenger RNA, 1706 nt
Organism: Neurospora tetrasperma FGSC 2508
Lineage: Eukaryota; Fungi; Ascomycota; Sordariomycetes; Sordariales; Sordariaceae
Exons: 1
Coding region: 1-1653 (550 amino acids)
Source: RefSeq, a predicted model, not a curated record